GGGUUUCGGAGUCGAAGUGAAAACGAAUGGUUUCACAUCGGCGAAAACAUCACCGACAUCGAAAUCAUCAUCGCAAUCAAUAGAAGAAUCAUCUUUGAAACCCUGGAAAUCAGCCUCGAACUCAGCGUCAAAAUCAAAGACAUUAGAGCGCUUUUUCGAGCUCUUCUUCAGAUCCGGCCAAAUAAACUCACUGGUAACACGGCGAGACCUCGGCGGUGGAAUGAAAUCGGAGAUUAUAGCUCCUCCACACAUGUCGGUGACUCUUGAGGGUGUAAAUGUUCGAAAACAAAAUCUUAGCGGCGAAAAUGGAAAUUAAUUGAUACUUUUGGGGUUUUUCUUUGUUUUUUUUUUCUUCUCUCUUCAACGCUUUGCUUUGUUCUUCGGGAGCAGAAAGGGCUUUUAGCGUAAAAUAAAGAUGAAGCGAGUACCAUGAUUAAUUACCAUUAUACCCUAAACUUGAUGUACUAUUUACGGUACUACCCUACUUUAUAUUCAUGUACU
Messenger RNA from Arabidopsis lyrata subsp. lyrata, 501 nucleotides. RefSeq lists its product as uncharacterized. The transcript has a single exon. Bases 221 to 316 code for a protein of 31 amino acids. The record is from RefSeq and is a predicted model, not a curated record. NCBI's taxonomy places the organism in Eukaryota, Viridiplantae, Streptophyta, Magnoliopsida, Brassicales, Brassicaceae.